Molecule: messenger RNA, 4119 nt
Organism: Linum trigynum
Lineage: Eukaryota; Viridiplantae; Streptophyta; Magnoliopsida; Malpighiales; Linaceae
Source: the annotation of a GenBank genome assembly
AGUUCAAGACUUGUCGGCUUAGGGUUUUCUGGCGGAAGAGAUAUAUAGCAAUUUUCUGCCUCUAAUCUCAAAACCCUACCGCAGUUUCUCUCUCGACUCUCGAACGGUAAUCAUCGAUUCUUCUUCUUCUCUCCGUCUGCUGUGAAUCCUGAAUCGUUUCUUCUAUCAUUUCCGUAUAGGGAAUUCAAUUCCGUCGUUCUGAUUUCUGGUUGUUUUCUCCGAAUCAGGCAAUUUGGAGCUGAAAUUUGCUGUUCCCGGCAGUUUCCCGAUCAAUCAGCCAAGAUGCAGAACGAAGAAGGUCAGGACAUCGAUCUCUACAUCCCAAGGAAAUGCUCUGCCACCAACAGGCUGAUUACCUCCAAGGAUCACGCCUCCGUCCAGGUCAACGUUGGUCAUUUGGAUGCCAACGGCCGUUACACCGGCCAGUUCACCACUUAUGCUCUCUGUGGCUUCGUGCGAGCUCAGGGUGAUGGAGACAGUGCCCUGGACAGGCUGUGGCAGAAGAAGAAGGCCGAACUGCGCCAAUGAUUUUAGUCGCGAUUUGAGAACCACCAUUAUCUUGUUGAUCGAGCGGAAGUGUCUGUAAUGGAUGAUGUACUCUUUUGUUGCAAUUUUGUGGAUUCUGCUUCGAUGGGUUGAUGUUUCAUUCGACAUAUGAAAGUUGCUGUUUCAUUUGACUAAUUGCUUGUGGAUGAAACUUGGUACUCACUUGUUUACGUCCUCCCAUAUCAUGUGCAAAUCCCUCGAUUGGUUUCGUUGCAGUUUGAUCCACUUUCUAUAUUUUGCACGAAGUGUAGUGUGAGCUACUGUUUGCUCAUUUUACCUAUUUGCAUUACCUUGUCGACGUUUGUGAUUCCAUCCCUAGCAGUCUUGGCUUUGUUGGCCCCUGGUUUAAGUUGUAGUUUGUCGCCAUAUCAGAAAACUUUAUGUUCUCGAAUGACAAGCCUUUGGAUUUGAUCGCGAACAGCCACAGUUCCAAAUUUUUUCCUCUCAAUAGGCAGCUGGGUAUUCAAAACUGCCUUCAAAACAACACCACCACCACCAUUUCCAAACCAGUACCUACCUCAUCCUUAGAGCCAGCCAGCAUCUGUGUUAACUUUGAGAAGGCUUAUUCGCGGCCGGCGGGAGUCCGUCACUGUGGAACAAUCCUUGGCUCAACAGAUCUCUCUAUCUUUUCCGUAUAGGUUUUCCCCGUUAUGGUGCGAUGCAUUUUCAGAUGAGUUCAUAUCCGAAAAAGAAACUCUGCUCUUUGCCCGAUGUAUACUUGUGCAUAGGUUUCCUCUGCCAUUUAACUCCCUGUGCUGUAACCUGGAAUUUAUCAGCCACUAACCCUCUGAUCUUCAGGACUUUGUUCCAAAUAUUCUUUACCUCUAACGGGGAAAGGGUUGAUCAAACAAAGUAAUGGAAGUCCCAUUUCUUUUGGGGGAAAAGGGUUGCCAUUACCUUCCAAAAAUAUCAUAUAUGAGAUGUUGAUCAAAAUGUGCAUCAUGCUACCCACUAUCCUUUUCUCAUAACUGCUCCAAAUUUGCCUGAAUUAACUAAACUAGGCAUGUGGCUCGAUGCCCAUUUUGUUAUGUCUUCCCAAUUCUCAAGAGAACCCUAGUUAGUUGGUUAGUUACCCUUUCCAAAUCUCUCCUAGCUAGUCUCGUAAAUAAUUGAUAUCAUUGCUUUGUUCUGCCUUUCCUUGGUAUUUCUGAUAACGAAACGAUAAGGAGAAGCAAAGCAGAGUUUGUUUGAAUGUGUUUGCAUCAUUACACUCUUUAUGACUCCGGAAAAUAAACUCAAAUAGGAAUGUGCAAUGAUUAAGUUUAUAAAUUUUAUGGAUCAAACUUAGUUGAAUGUACUUAUUGUCCGAUUCUAACUACCAAUCCAUUCGAUCGAGAUUGUCCAAUACUGGAAUGGACCAGUGUGUUGUAGUUGUACACCCUUACACUGAAUUUCAUCCUUCAUAUGAUGAACAUACACCGGUAGGAUUGAACUAUCACAAGAUGCACGAGUUGGAUUGAAAUUUCAAGUUAAUAACUGUAAAUACUGGUAUCUUAAGUUUCAGAGUGAGUUUUUUUUCCCGGCUCUUAGAGUUGAGAGGGAUAUUGUAUUAGGGCAUCAAAGCCGAUGGAGGCUCAACUUGAGCAAGAAGUUGUCCUUUUCCCUCCUUUUCUCAUAAGUAGUUAGUUUUUUUUUUUUUUUGUUUGGCAUAUAUAUGGUUUGGUAGUAUUGUGCGGAUAUGUUGUGGAAGGGAAUCAGGUUCCUGAUAAAAUGGGGGGAGUUUGUCAGUAAAUGAAGGACAAAGAAUAUGCUAACUUGUCAUGUUUUCUUCCUUGUCUCUUCACCACUAGCUAGAGAUGAAGUACAAAGGAGAUAUAAGUAACACAAAGAUUUGGAGAUCAUGGGGAACAUCAUAACUGUUCUCUUCAGGGUUUCUGUGCACUGUUCUUCUUUCGUCUUUUGGUAAGAAGGCACAACUAUUCUCUUUAACUCUUCUAGAUGUUAUCAAGUUAUCUACCGUCCACAACAAUCAUUGAUCUGUUACACAUGGAUACAACAUAAACGCGCGGUAAAUACGGAAUGGGUUAGGGUGAUUACUUGUUUUUUAGUAAUCACGGUGGCAACCUCUUUAUAUACCAUUAGAUUUCACAUUUUCCCUUCUUUUUUAAUCUUACGGUCAAAAUUCUUUUAGGGUAAUUAUGGAAAUGAAAAGUGACCACACCCGAUUAUUCUAUAUAAUCUACCCAAAUCCCGUCCGUCGCCUAAACCCUAGUCCCAUCCUCUCUCAACCGCCGCUCCCCUCUCACCUCCGGUCCACACACGCCUCUCUCUCUCUCAUCUGGGCGACGGGCCUCAUCAGCCGGCAUGAGGCGGAGGCCACCCUGGACGCCGGUCCCCCCACUUAACUUCCCACACGGUGAACCUCUUCUGCCGCCGGUCAUUCUGUAAAAGCCCAACUACCAAGUCUUUGUCUCUUGGGGAAAUGCACAGAGGUACGUAUUUAUUUUUUUGCAGGUAAUCUAGAAUGGUAGUGUUUGCAUUGGUAGAUGAUUUGCUUUGGUAGCUAUCUUGCAUUUUAUUUUGGUACUGUUUGCAUUAUGCUUUGGUAGUGUGUGCAUUACGCUUCGGUAGUUACCUGCAUUUGUGUUGGUUAGAUGGAGCAUUAUAUUUUGGUAGUUAUCUGCAUUUGGUUUGGUAGUGUUUGCAUUAUGCUUUGGUAGUUUCUCUGUAUUUAUUAUAGUAGCGUUUGUAUUGAUUUAUUUAUGCAAUGGUAUUGUUUUGAUUUCACAGUAGUAGUGGUAUAGGUUGUUUUGGUAUUUGUUUGACUUUUGUAAUGAUAUAGAUUGUUUAUAUUGGUAGUUUCUCUGUAAUGGUAUAGAUUUAUUUCUGCAAUGGUAUUGAUGUUUUCAAAAUGGUAGUAGUUGUCUAAUGGAUUGGUAGUGAUUUUGUGUUUUUUCUUUUGCAGAAAGAUUGAGAAAAAUAUGGAAAGGAGAUCUGGCUGGAGAUUACGGAAGUGAGAGAAAGAGAAAAAAUUGUAAUUAAUAGAUUUUUGUAACUACCUAAAAUGUAAUUUAUUAAAAUUAAAUAAUUAAUAUAAUUUAUUUUUUAUACCCAAUUUAUCCUUAGUAACCACGGUGAUUACUAAACGCUCUCCGGUAAAUACCUUGUUAUUCGCUCUUUUUAUUUAUUUAUAGGACCCUGUUAUUCGCUUUAGAUGAAUGUUGCUUGCAUGUACAUUACCUUCAUUCGCCUAUCGCAAAUCAAAAUUUUAAGUACAUCUUCUUUUGUCUUACCAUGUACAACUUCGUCUAACAUGUAUAAUUUAUUUUAUUAUUAUUAGAAUCUCUCUCGUCUUUGUCAGUUUCCUUCCCGUUACAACCAUCACCAACAAAUUCUUCCCUUCUUGCUUACGUGGGACAAGUCAUCCUCUAACAUACUAAUUGAGCUCUUGUUUUUUCUUCCAAGAUAUGUCAAGAAAACACAAACAAAAACAACCAAAUUACAAGGCCAACGACUCUCGGUAGUUAGUUGCAAUCGAACUAUCAAUGAAAUAUUUUUUUUUUACCAAUGUACUGACAACUCUCUUAAAUCCUCGACAAAUAAAGAAAAUCACAAUAAAAACACAAAUUAUGC